Fusarium oxysporum Fo47 is the source of this 1624-nucleotide messenger RNA. Its product is annotated as flavin monoamine oxidase family protein. The record is from RefSeq and is a predicted model, not a curated record. Gene Ontology annotation, molecular function: oxidoreductase activity. Lineage: Eukaryota; Fungi; Ascomycota; Sordariomycetes; Hypocreales; Nectriaceae. Bases 147 to 1556 code for a protein of 469 amino acids. The transcript is spliced from 2 exons.
CUGCGUUUCCUAUCCUAGCGUCAUUACUUGAGAGAUAUCUCUGACUAUAUAAGAUGACUACAAGCUCAGACAACCUUUUGCAAGUAGCAACAAGCUAAAUAUACCUCAACUUUCCCUUACCUGUGCUUACCAUCAUCAUCUUCAAAAUGGCUACCAACCUUUACAACCCAGACGUUGCCGUUGUCGGCGCUGGCCUCAGCGGCCUCCGUGCUGCAAGAGAAAUACAGAAUUCAGGGCUGUCAUGCGUCGUGCUCGAGUCGCUCGACCGUGUUGGUGGCAGGACCCUCUCCAUGCCAACGAAAGAGAAUGGUAAGGCACCUGUCGACCUGGGCGCCGCUUGGAUAAACGACUCGUCGCAGACGGAGAUGUUUGCGCUGGCUCAGGCAUUCGGCUUCGACCUUGUGAAGCAGCGAGCAGAAGGAACCUCGAUAUACCAGGAUGAACUUGGAAACGUAACGCCCACGCCAUAUGAAAUGGAAUCGGUGCUCUCACCGGAGGAAAUCGGCAAGAUGGACGCUUUGACGGCCACCAUCAACAAGUUCGUCGAGAGAGCCGAUUCUAAUAACCCCCGUCAGGGACCUGAUGCCGCAAAACUCGACUCCAUGACCGCAAUGGAGUUUGUGGACCAGGAGUGUGGUGGGGAUCGAGUAGCUCAUUCGUUGAUGGCAACGGUUUCCGGUUCGCUGCUUGGUGUUAGUCCGGACAAAAUUAGUGCACUACAGCUUGUUCACUAUAUCAAAGGCGGUACGGGCCUGACCAACGCUAUUUCUGAGCUGAAGAAUGGAGGACAAUACCUGCGGAUUCAGCAGGGUUGCCAGAGCUUUGCAACAUGUCUAGCCGCUCAGCUCAGCCCUGGAACCAUUCAAGUUUCGAGCCCUGUCCAACGGAUCCGUCAGUCGGAGGACGGUUGCGUGGUCGAAACUACGGACGGUACCCGAUACAACACCAAGAAGAUUGUCAUAUCAGUUCCCACGUCCCUCUAUCAUAAAAUCCUUUUCGAGCCAGAGCUUCCUACGGCCAAAAGAACCCUUGGUGAAUCAACAAAGUUUGGCUAUUAUGCCAAAACAAUCCUCGUUUUCUCAUCGCCCUGGUGGCAGGAGAACGGUUUGUCAGGCUGCUUGAGCUCAGAGAAAGGUCCGAUAAGCUUCGCCCGGGAUUCAUGCGCUCCCAAAGAUGGGCAGUACAGCUUCACUUGCUUCCACGUUGCCAAGCAGGGACAAGACUGGUCAGAGCUAUCAGCGGAGGAGAGGCAACGCGCUGUUCUAGAACAUUUUCGUACCAUGUUCAAUGUUGUUGUGAAGGAUGUUCCGGAGCCUGUUCAAAUACUGGAGAAGGAAUGGGCUAAGGAUCCAUGGUUUGGAGGUGCAUCGGUCCCUGUCAUGAUGCCAGGUGUCAUGACUAGUGAUGCAGGUGCUGCUAUUCGUGAUGCCGUGGGACAUAUCCAUUUCGUAGGCACAGAAACAGCUACCGAGUGGAUGGGAUACAUGGAGGGAGCGAUUCGGUCUGGUAUUCGAGGAGGAAAAGAAGUAAUUGCUGCACUCAACCAGACAGUCUAGGCCGAGCUGUUUGUUUUCAGACAGGCCCAUACCACUUCGUUAUAACAAUAAACAAGUCUACAACCAGA